Molecule: messenger RNA, 1273 nt
Organism: Salvelinus namaycush (lake trout)
Lineage: Eukaryota; Metazoa; Chordata; Actinopteri; Salmoniformes; Salmonidae
Product: prosaposin-like
Exons: 11
Coding region: 24-1094 (356 amino acids)
Biological process (GO): sphingolipid metabolic process
Cellular component (GO): lysosome
Source: RefSeq, a predicted model, not a curated record
AUCAUACUCUGUUCUCUCUUACAAUGGCGGUUUUACAAUUUAUUGUUUCGAUCUUUAUUGCAUAUUUUUGUAUCGGUGAGACCAUGGUCAUCCGUGAGCCUACCAGGGCCAAAUUGGACAUCACACAGCAGUCAUCAACAUCUGACAUCUGUUCAGACUGCAGCCAGAUCAUUGAGCUAUUCACAGACAUGAUCUCCAACACAGACACCCAGGAGCUGAUCAACAGCACCCUGGAUGACCUGUGUCUGCACCUCCCCGGAGGUGUGGCUCAAAGCCACUGUGUAUCCCAGGUUCAGAUGUACCUGCCCCAAGCCCUCCAGUACCUCAUUGGCAUACUGAAGCCAGGUGAGACAUGUAUGGUAUUGGGACUGUGUGCUGUCCACUCAAAGAGGGGAGCACCUAAACAGCUUUCUCCUACCAUCACUGACAUGGACCUGUCCAACGCUGUCCUUGACUCAGGCACCAACCCAGAGGUGCAGGUCAGCCCACAAUGUACCUUCUGUGUUUAUCUCAUGAAGAAACUGGAGAGCGUUUUGCCUACGGAUAAGAUUGAGGAUGCCAUAGUGAAGCUAAUGGGAGGUGUGUGUGGCCUUCUGCCUGCCAGCUACAAGGACCAGUGCAAUGACUUCAUCAACAAGUAUGGCAAGAAGAUAGUUAACUUCCUGCUGCCGUCAGCCGCCCCUUACUCCAUCUGUGCCCUGCUGCACCUGUUCCAGGAGACCAACAGCAUGGAGAUGCUCCUAUCCUCUGACUGUGAUUCCUGCCGUACGAUGGCGGUUCUGAGCCGGUUCCACCUGGGUCUCAACGCCACUGAAUCUCAGACCUCCUCUUUCCUCCAGUCUGUCUGCCUGAAGCACCCCAACACCAUCCCCAAGUGUGAAAUGUUCACCAAACUCUAUGGCCCCAGGCUGCAGAAGGUUCUGGGAAGCCAUAUGGAUGCAUGUGAGAGAGCUGAUGUGUGUGUUGUUGUGAAAGAGCAGCAUCUUCUGAGGAAGAACCAGUGUACCUGGGGACCCAUUUACAUCUGCAGGGAUGUGAAAACCUCUCAGGAGUGUGGCAUGGUAGACUUCUGCCAGAAGGUCAUGAGGAACUAGAGCUGAAAACCACACCCAGAGAUCUCCCUUCAUGGAUGAAGCUAUGAUGAAUUAUCUGCAUUUAUUAACUGCUAAGUGUGUUUAAGAAUGUAACUUGUUAAUGACUGCACUGUUGCCUUAAUUUUUCUGUACAUUUAAUUUAACAGGUAUUAUAUUGCACUGUUGAGCAAUUUGAGAAA